AUGGAUAUUAAAUCCAGCAAUGUAAUUCUUGAUUCCAACUUCAAUGCUAAACUAGGGGAUUUUGGACUGGCUAGGCUCGUAGAUAAUGAGAGAGGGUCACAAACAACUAAUGUAGCUGGUGCCAUGGGGGGAAGGCUAGUGGAAGGGGAGAAAGGGACACAAACAACCAAUGUAGCUGGAACCAAGGGAUACAUGGCACAUGAAUAUGUUAUUACUGGGAAGGCUAGCAAAGAAUCUGAUGUCUAUAGUUUUGGAAUUGUUCUCUUAGAAAUUUCUUGUGGGAGAAAGGCCGUUGAGAGGACAGUUAACCCAAGUGAAAAAAGUUUGGUACAAUGGGUUUGGGAACUCUACGGAAGAGGAAAACAGCUGGAAGCAGCUGACCCAAGUGAUGCUAUGGAUUUGGACAAGCAACAAAUAGGGUGCAUGAUUGUUGUUGGGCUGUGGUGUUCUCAACAAGAUUCCGAUCUCCGGCCUUCUAUUGGGCAAGCUAUUAAUGUUCUCAAAUUUGAUGCUCCACUGCCCAUUCUCCCAUAUCGGAGGGUGCUUGUUUCUUCUCCAUUCAACAUGAAUAAAUUCUCGAUUACAUCAACGCAUGGUUCUUCAGAAUGUAAUACAAGUAAUAAACAACGUUCGUCCGGCAGCAACGCCACUGAUUUCUGUGUUUUAAACAAAUCAUCUCCUUCAUCUUCUCCCUCGGCAUACCUCUUGAUGUCUUCCAGAAAGGGCAAGGAGACUACCUCCUCCUCCAAGAGGAGGAAGACCACUACCUCCCGGGCAAGGAAUGCUACCCUCGGUUCUUCUUCAUCAUGGGCUCGGCCUGUAAGGAACCCUCCUGUCGAUCCGAUAGAUUUUGAUGGAAGUUUGUUCCACAAUACUGAGGCAGCCGUUGCCUGGUCCAUCUUCUCUACAAGGUCGAUCAUGAUGGAGAAGACCAUCGUGACCGACGACUUUAGUGCCUAUCACAUGUUGGAGAGAUUCACAACAUUGGGUUGGCAAUCCAUACUCCACCCUGACAGCCCAUGCCACGAGGACUUUGUUUGGUACUUCUAUUGUAAUUUGGAGGUCUCUUUUAGGGAUGGGGAGUACUCCCUUACUAGUCUGGUGAAGGGGGUAGACAUUAUUUUGAUGGUGGAUUUAUUGGCGGCAAUUCUGGGUAUCUCGGCUGAGGGUGCCCAUUUCUACAAUCCCCCACGGAUCAAGGCUGUGGGUAUGGGUUUGAGCAUCAAGAUGCAAGAGAGCAUCUUUGAGACCUGA
Molecule: messenger RNA, 1254 nt
Organism: Macadamia integrifolia
Lineage: Eukaryota; Viridiplantae; Streptophyta; Magnoliopsida; Proteales; Proteaceae
Product: serine/threonine-protein kinase PBL27-like
Exons: 2
Coding region: 1-1254 (417 amino acids)
Biological process (GO): protein phosphorylation
Molecular function (GO): protein kinase activity; ATP binding
Source: RefSeq, a predicted model, not a curated record